Messenger RNA from Bufo bufo (common toad), 3015 nucleotides. RefSeq names its product inositol hexakisphosphate kinase 1 (gene IP6K1). Gene Ontology annotation, biological process: inositol phosphate biosynthetic process; phosphatidylinositol phosphate biosynthetic process. The transcript has 6 exons. Gene Ontology annotation, molecular function: inositol hexakisphosphate kinase activity. NCBI's taxonomy places the organism in Eukaryota, Metazoa, Chordata, Amphibia, Anura, Bufonidae. The coding region runs from base 253 to 1461 and encodes 402 amino acids. The record is from RefSeq and is a predicted model, not a curated record. Gene Ontology annotation, cellular component: nucleus; cytoplasm.
UGCCCGAGCCGCCUCUUUCCCGGCUGUUCGCCAUCUUGUUGUUGAUUUGAACAGGUCUGGAGCGGGUGAGAAGAGCCGGGUCUGGAGGAGACACCCGCGGGCAGCCGCCCCCCAAGUCCCGACCGGGAGCAGUGCCCGGGGAGGCGGUGACAGAUCUGAAGAUCAGUUUGUGGGUGAAGGAGGAGCCCCCCACCACGGCCGGGCCCCCGCGCCGCUCUCCAUGCCCCCGCCGAGCAUCGGGCGUCUAACGCAAUGUGUGUUUGUCAAACCAUGGAAGUGGGGAAGUACGUCCAGAGCGCAGUGUGCGACCGGGGCCGGGGGGUCCUGCUGGAGCCGUUCAUCCAUCAGGUGGGGGGCCACAGCAGUAUGAUGCGCUACGAUGACCACACUGUCUGCAAGCCCCUCAUCGCCCGCGAGCAGCGCUUCUACGAGUCCCUGCCCCCAGAGAUGAAGGAAUUCACCCCGGAAUAUAAAGGAGUGGUGUCCGUCUGUUUUGAAGGGGACAGCGAUGGCUACAUCAAUCUGGUGGCGUACCCCUACAUGGAGAGCGAGGCGGCCAAUCAUGAAGAAUUUCCGGAGCGAGACCAUCCCAGACGCAAGCACUCCCGCCGAGGCCUGCACCGCGCCAGCAGCACCGACCACAAGGACGAGCGGCCGCUUCUCACCGGGGAAAACUCCGAGAGCGUCCCUGAGAUGAAGAGCCCGAAGCUGGAGCUGCAGUCGGAGGCCCCCUUCCAGAUGCUGGACGGUAACAGCGGGGUGAGCUCGGAGCGGAUCAGCUACAACCCCUGGAGCCUGCGCUGCCACAAGCAGCAGCUGAACCGCAUGCGCUCCGAGUCCAAGGACCGCAAGAUGUACAAAUUCCUCCUGCUGGAGAACGUCGUCCACCACUUCAAGUUCCCGUGUGUCCUGGACCUGAAGAUGGGGACGCGGCAGCACGGCGACGACGCCUCGGAGGAGAAGGCCGCCCGGCAGAUGAAGAAGUGCGAGCAGAGCACGUCGGCCUCGCUGGGCGUGAGGGUGUGCGGCAUGCAGGUCUUCCAGAUGAACACGGGGCACUACCUGUGCCUGAACAAGUACUACGGGCGCGGGCUGAGCGCGGAGGGCUUCCGCCAGGCGCUGUACCAGUACCUGCACAAUGGCGUCAGCCUCCGCAUGGACCUGUUUGAGCCGAUCCUGAUCAAGCUGCAGCGCCUGAUCUCCGUGCUGGAAAGCCAGGCCUCCUACCGCUUCUACUCCAGCUCCCUGCUCAUCAUCUACGACGGAAUAGACCGCCCGCGGACCGGGGACCCCCAGGAAGCGCCCCCCAUUGUGGACGUCCGCAUGAUAGACUUUGCCCACAGCACAUACAAAGGCUUCCGGGAUGAUCUGACGGUGCACGACGGGCCGGACAAGGGCUACGUGCUGGGCCUGCGCAACCUGCUCAGCAUCCUGGAGCUGAUCCGCCAGGACAACCAGUAGGGGGCGUCGCCCUCGCAUCCUGAACCGGGGGGGCGGGGCCUCACUGUAUAUACUUCUAUAUAGAGAGCGUAUAUACCAGAUCUAUAUAUCGUCUGCAGCGCGGGGGUUAAAUGUCCAUUAUCUCAUUUCUGUGCGCCGGCACGCGCGCUCCGUCUCCUUCUGCUUUGUUACUUCAUGUGAAGCUGCGGUCUGCGGGGUGAGGUGGACUCCACCGCCAUACGGGUGCGGAGCGCGGCCAGUAUUAAUGACUGUGUCAGUUGCCGGAUGUUCUUCCCAAGGAAGACUGAAGAUAAAGGAGAAGUAAUGGCGGCCACUUGGCGGAUGUAGCGCUGACUGCAGCGGCCGGGACCCCCCUCCCCCGCAGCGCUGAUCCUGUGGAAAAGUGAAAUGUGGAAAAAAGCGUGUGUGGCCCCCGGGUGUUGGUGCGGAAAUCUGGGUAUUUGCGCAGUGAUGGUGGCUCUGGCUGCGAUUCCUCACACCGCAGGCGACCAAAGCUUUUAUCCGGAAUUCUGUGCCCUGCACCCCCACCGAGGCAGAGUCUGGUGCCCCCUCAUAGUGGAGGGAGAUGCCCCACCCACUGGGGGCGUGGUAAUGGAGGGAGAUGCCCCACCCACAGGGGGUGUGGUAAUGGAGGAGGGGGUGUACUACCCACAGGGGGUGUGGUAAUGGAGGAGGGGGUGUCCCACCCACAGGGGGUGUGGUAAUGGAGGGAGAUGUCCCACCCACAGGGGGCGUGGUCAUGUGGAUGGGAUGCCCCACCCACUGGGGGCGUGGUAAUGGAGGGAGAUGUCCCACCCACAGGGGGUGUGGUAAUGGAGGAGGGGGUGUACUACCCACAGGGGGUGUGGUAAUGGAGGAGGGGGUGUCCCACCCACAGGGGGUGUGGUAAUGGAGGGAGAUGUCCCACCCACAGGGGGCGUGGUCAUGUGGAUGGGAUGCCCCACCCACUGGGGGCGUGGUAAUGGAGGGAGAUGUCCCACCCACAGGGGGUGUGGUAAUGGAGGGGGGAUGCCCCACCCACAGGGGGGGGGUCACAGGACAUAAUAAUAUUGGUUGCUGUAAAUCCUCUGCCAUCUUCUCCAGUCACACCCAGAGCUGCAGGCACAACUUGCAGAAAAGACUCUACUCCCAGAAUGCAGUGGGGCACUGGCAUUGUGGUAUAUCGGCUAAAGGGCAUCAGCAGAAUCGGUGCCGCUUUACAUGUGACUGGAGUAUAAGAUGUAGAAGGUGGCGGCGGUCCUCGGGUGGGCAGAUUAGUUGUGGGGGUGCAGCGGCUCUGGGGUCCGGUCCCCCCCAUCAGCGCAGGCGCAGUAAUGAGCAUUGAAGGCGGGGGAGGGGAGGUGGCAGCGCACACAGGACAGCCAGUUUCAGAAAAAGGGGAGGAGCAACAGGAGCAGGAAGUACCGCCUCCUACCAUGUCUUAUGUGUUUCUGCUCAGCAUACCCAGUUAUAGGUCAAAAGUGUUCACUGUGUGGCCCCUGGCGCCGUGGCCCUCAGAUUUGUAUUUGUCACCAGUGUAUGUCUCACUUUUUUUUAUUAAACAAUAAUCACAAA